Molecule: messenger RNA, 348 nt
Organism: Cornus florida
Lineage: Eukaryota; Viridiplantae; Streptophyta; Magnoliopsida; Cornales; Cornaceae
Exons: 3
Coding region: 1-348 (115 amino acids)
Source: RefSeq, a predicted model, not a curated record
AUGGCUUCCAAGGCAACUCUUUUCCUUGGUCUUUUAUUGGCUCUUGUUCUUCUCAUUACUUCAGAGGUGGCAGCUAGAGACUUGGCUGAAACUCCCCCUGAGAAAAUGACUACUGAGACAUAUGGGCUAGAUCAUGCCAACUACGGUGGGUAUGGCGGCGGGUAUGGCGGCAGUGGUGGUCGUGGUGGUGGAUAUGGACGUGGUGGUGGUCGUGGUGGAGGUGGUGGAAGAGGUGGCCGUGGCCGUGGAGGCGGGGGUGGCCGUGGCGGUGGUGGUGGCAGUGGCGGCGGAGGCAGAGUCGUGACGGCAUUGGACCUAUCUAACAAAAUGGGCAACGCUCACGAGUGA